Molecule: messenger RNA, 1534 nt
Organism: Pimephales promelas (fathead minnow)
Lineage: Eukaryota; Metazoa; Chordata; Actinopteri; Cypriniformes; Leuciscidae
Source: RefSeq, a predicted model, not a curated record
UUCACAAAGAUAGACUUUGACUAUGGCUUAGAUAUAGUAGAUAGUCAGACUUCAGAUAGACAUCUAAAUUAGACCGUUGCACAAAGCACUUAAGACUCUGACUAUCUUAAGUAGGACUACAUUGCAAUGCAUUCUGGGUAAAAUAAGACACUUUUCAAAACAAAAAACAUGGCGGAUCGAGUAAGUGCAUUCAACCGUUCAGUGCAGUUUACACCAGCAGAAAAUAUGUGUUUGUUGGAGGAGUAUAACAGUUACAAGGACAUUUUACUGGGAAAAUUUAACGGAGAAUGUAGCAAUAAAAAGAAGUGUUUAAUUUGGAAAAAGAUUGCGACGACAGUAAACAGCGUUAAUCCAACCGUUGAGCGGAGCGUCAAAGACGUACAAAAAAGGUACAAAAACAUGGUACAAGAUGCCAAAAAAGAAAUUUUCAAGAGAAAGAACCCAAAAACGGGAGGAGGACCCCAAGAGAAACUUAAGGACACCACAGAAAUGGUAAUGACUAUAUAUGGCGGACAGUCGCCUAUGUUCUGGGGGAUAAGCGGAGGACGGGAAAGUGGAGUGUGCGGCGUCAACAGCGACGUUACCGGCGGAGUUCCCUCAGCCACUGACAGCAGCACCCCGCCUUGUCAAGAGGAAGAGCCAGACAAUCAAGAGGAGAAUACAGUGACCCUGUCUUUGACUUGGGAACGAAGUGAGGCAGUGGAGGAGGAGCCGGGUGAGAGACGGGAGGGGACGCGAGAUGAAGAGUCCGAGUCAGCGUCAGGAUCAGCAUCAGCUACAGCUGCUGCUCCCUUGGUUUGCACAUCAGUGUCGAGAGGAACAACUAUGUCAAUGGUGCUAGACAAACAAUACAGAAAUCUUGAACUGGAAGAGAGGAAAUUGCUGCUCGAGAUUGAAGUUUUACAGCUUCAGAGAGAUAAAUUAAAAUCAGACUUGCAAAAACAGUCAGUGGAGUUGUGAAUAUCUUAAAUACUUCCAAUAAGACAAUGAGGUAUUUUAGGCUAAUUCUUUUCUGUGUUUUUUAAAGCUGUUUCAAAAGUUAAUAUGUUGAGUAGACCUACUUCUAAUCUGCCUUAUUAGUUUUAUACAGGUUAAGAGUUUGAAUGAGUUUAAGAGUAGAUAUGUUAGAGAGUACUUUUAAUAACUUUGAGGAUUUUGAUAUGAAUGAAAAGAGACACAAACGCUGUAUAAUUUAUUGUACUAAUUUAUUGAAUGAACAGUAUGUCAUUUUUUUGUGAGAAAAAUGGUUAAGAGUUUGAACGGUAGAUUUGUUGUACUUUUAAUAACUUUGAGGAUUUUUAUAUGAAUGUAAAGAGACACAAACGCUGUAUAAUUUAUUGUACUAAUUUAUUGAAUGAACAGUAUGUAAUUUUUUGUGAGAAAAAUGGUUAAGAGUUUGAACGGUAGAUUUGUUGUACUUUUAAUAACUUUGAGGAUUUUGAUAUAAAUGUAAAGAGACACAAACGCUGUAUAAUUUAUUGUACUAAUUUAUUGAAUGAACAGUAUAUCACUUUAGAAAACUUCAAAAAAUAAA